Trypanosoma grayi is the source of this 231-nucleotide messenger RNA. Its product is annotated as 60S ribosomal protein L17. Bases 1 to 231 code for a protein of 76 amino acids. The record is from RefSeq and is a predicted model, not a curated record. NCBI's taxonomy places the organism in Eukaryota, Euglenozoa, Kinetoplastea, Trypanosomatida, Trypanosomatidae. Gene Ontology annotation, molecular function: structural constituent of ribosome. Gene Ontology annotation, biological process: cytoplasmic translation. Gene Ontology annotation, cellular component: ribosome; cytosolic large ribosomal subunit. The transcript has a single exon.
AUGCUCUCGCUGCUGAAGAACGCUGAGGCCAACGCUAUUGAGAAGGGUCUUGACCCCAACAAGAUGGUCAUCAAGCACGUGCAGGUUGAUGAGGCUGCCCGCAUGCGCCGCCGCACGUUCCGUGCCCACGGCCGUAUCACGCCCUACAUGUGCAGCCCCUGUCAUGUGCAGCUCUUCAUGACGCAGCCGCAGGAGCGCAUUCCCGUGCCGAAGAGUCAGCCCAAGAAGUAG